AUGAAAACCAGCAUCCUGCUUAUGUUCCUCUGGGGGCUGUCCUGUGCUCACCCGGUAACCAGGAAUCAGAAUACUGAAUCUGAGAGCUCUGAAGAAAGGAAGGGUCAUUUGGCUCAGACACCACCAUCACCCCUGGAGAGCAGUGAGUCAUCAGAUGAAAGUAAAGUUAGUUCAGAGGAACAGGCAAAUGAAGAUCUCAGUGAAAGUGCUGAAUCAGAGGAGGGCCUGGGACCGGGUGAUGGUCAGUAUAUUUAUAGACCAGCUGGCGGCUUCUAUAGGAGUGGAGGAAGAAAAGGAGAUGACAAAGAUGAUGAUGAAGAUGACAGUGGAGAUGACACCUUUGGUGAUGAAGACAAUGGCCCAGGGCCCGAAGAGGGACAUCAAGGAGAUAACACCAGACUUGAAAGUGAUGAGGACUCUUCUGACUCUACACAAUCCAGUAAAGAUAGCACCCCACAAGGGGAACACAGUGCCAGGGACACCAGCAGUGAGAGCAAGGACCUCAGCAAUGAGGAUGAAGUGAAGAGCAGGCCUGAGGGAGGGGACUCCAUCUACAAGAGUGAGAGUGAAGAGCACUGGGUAGGAGGCGUCAGUGAAGGGGAGAGUAGCCAUGGGGAUGGCUCUGAGUUUGAUGAUGAAGGAAUGCAGAGCGAUGAUCCAGACAUCAUCAAGAGUGAGAGAAGCCACUCCAGAAAGAGCAGUGCCAGUGUCAAAUCGAAAGAAUCAGCAGGAAUCAAUGAUGAGCAAGCAAGUACUCAGGAUUCAGAUGAUAACCAAUCAGUGGAGUAUCCCAGUAGGAAAUAUUUCAGGAAGUCCAGCAUUUCUGAGGAAGAUAACAGGGAUGAGCUUGGGGAUAGCAAUACAGUGGAAGAAAUCAUGAGUGACUCCACAGAAAACAGCAGCUCCAAAGAUGUUGGCCUCAGCCAAUCCAGGGAAAACAGCAAGAGUGAAUCUCAAGAAGACAGUGAGGAGGGUCAGUUCCAAGAAGACAGCCAAAGCUUACCAAACCUCAGCAGUGAAUAUAGUCAAGAGGCUGACCUCCCAUCUCAAGAACACAAUAGUGAAUCUCAGGAAGUGGUAGAGAGUGAGUUCAGGGGUGAUAACCCAGAUCAGAAUGAUUCCAGCCAUUCAGAAAUUGAUCAGGAAGACAGUGACUCCAGCGAAGAAGAAAACUCCAGUAAAACCUCCUCUUCAGAAAGUGAAUCCAGAGAAAAGGAAGCUGACAGUGGAUCCAGUGAGAGUCCAGAGACUACUGAGGAUGAAAACAGUUCCAGUCAGGAGGGUCUUCAGUCUCAGAGUCCCUCAGCAGAGAGCCUGAGCAAGGAAAGCCAGUCUGAGGAAGAUGAUGAAAGCAAUUCUCAGGACAGCAGUGAAUCCAAAGAAGAUAGCAGCUCUACUGAGAGCAUAUCAAGCAGUGAGGAAGAUGGCCGGUCAAAAAACACUGAGAUAGAAAGCAGAAAGCUGACAGUUGAUGCUUAUCACAACAAACCCAUUGAGGAUCAAGACGACAAUGACUGCCAAGACGGCUAUUAG
This is a messenger RNA of Choloepus didactylus (southern two-toed sloth), 1533 nucleotides long. It is a transcript of the gene DMP1, whose product is annotated as dentin matrix acidic phosphoprotein 1. The record is from RefSeq and is a predicted model, not a curated record. Gene Ontology annotation, cellular component: extracellular matrix. Gene Ontology annotation, molecular function: extracellular matrix binding. Gene Ontology annotation, biological process: extracellular matrix organization; ossification. The transcript has 5 exons. The coding region runs from base 1 to 1533 and encodes 510 amino acids. NCBI's taxonomy places the organism in Eukaryota, Metazoa, Chordata, Mammalia, Pilosa, Megalonychidae.